Molecule: messenger RNA, 552 nt
Organism: Diaporthe amygdali
Lineage: Eukaryota; Fungi; Ascomycota; Sordariomycetes; Diaporthales; Diaporthaceae
Exons: 1
Coding region: 1-552 (183 amino acids)
Cellular component (GO): extracellular region
Source: RefSeq, a predicted model, not a curated record
AUGCUCAUAUUAAAAUUUUGUCUCACCCUGUUCAGCCUGCUUCUCGGCGUGGCCAGCGUUCACGCCGAAGUAGCAGAGGCCGUCCGGCCAACACAUGCUAUUGUCGAUCAUAUCCGAGACGUCCAACAACAAACCUUGGAUCUCGCCGCAGCUGUUCAAAAUUUCAGUGGCGACACCUUCGAUUCUUUCCCCAUCUCGAGAGCAGGCAGAAACCUCCUUGAAGCCAUCGAGGAGGGCACCGAGGCAGCCAAAAGCUCGAAAGAGGUGUCUGUCACAAUAGCCAUCAAGAUCAAGACGGCAACUAAGAAGCUGCUGAAGGAUAUCGAGUCCUCGCUGGCCAUCCUCAUCCACGCCAAGCCUAAGUUGGACCACGCAGGAAUCACCUUUAUCAUGAUCGCCAAACUCAAGGACGACCAGGAGGAGGCGAACCGCUUCAUAGCAGCCAUUGUGGACAAGCUGCCCCCGGUCGGCAAAAGGACGGGGAGGAAGUUAGGAAAAAAGAUUGCCGCUGCGUUUGAAUUCGCCAUUUCGGUCUUUACCGAGGAGCUUUAA